Anoplophora glabripennis (Asian longhorned beetle) is the source of this 968-nucleotide messenger RNA. RefSeq lists its product as uncharacterized. The coding region runs from base 177 to 524 and encodes 115 amino acids. The transcript has 3 exons. The record is from RefSeq and is a predicted model, not a curated record. Lineage: Eukaryota; Metazoa; Arthropoda; Insecta; Coleoptera; Cerambycidae.
CCCAGAUCUUUAGGCGUCAAAGUGGUAGUGGUAGAGUAGUCAAGUAGUUUGUAGUGGUUCGGUUCGUCUAACAACCGGCGCUCACUGCACCAGUCGUCGUUGGUGCAAAAGCGCGAGAACGGUGUCUUUUAAAUGGUUAGGUGAUAGUUCCGCUCCGAUUCGCUUUUGUUUUCGGCAUGGCCAGCGGUACUUUUGGCGAAAGUGAGGUGUCGUGGAUGAAAGAUGAGACCUCCACGCAAUCCACGUCUCUACCAGAAAUUAUACAGGAGGAGACCAAUCAGAUCACCACCGUCGUCAUAUUCGUUAUAUCGGCCGUGCUGACUAUAACGCUGCUGUUUGGGAUCGCCGUUUUCAUCGAUUGUCGACAGGAGAAACUACAAAAGAUGCAGACCAAAAAGAGGCCUAGGAAAAUUCUCAAGUUGAAACUUCCAAUCAAGAUUGGAAGGGUUACCAGAGAAGAUGAAGCAACAUUAGCCGACAAAAUGCACUGCGAGCCAUCACCCUCAAACUCUAUGGUGGUUUGAAUUUUCUGGACUUGGAUUACUUUAAUUCUACCAAUAUUAAAAUAAACGUCUAAUUUUAUAGUAGUAACAUUUUUUAUAUUUUUUAAUCUGACUUGCUGUCGAAUAGUAUUUUAAAAAAUCACUUCAAGAGAUUCAUAAAAAAACUAAAAUAUAUAAAUAAGAGCAACAUUACCAUGUACGUAUUAUAUUGUAUAGUUGUAUAUAGUUAUUAUUCAUCUGGGACAUUUAUUAGUUUAUUGUAUUAAAAUUACAUUUUUUUUGUUUUGAUCAUGGUGUGGAUUGUAUAUAUUUAAUGUAUUUGUUUUAUAUUUGUGAGUUUAUUUGAAGAUAUAGUUUGUGGCAGUACUGCAUAAAAAUGUUCGAAUAAACUGGUGUAUAUUUGUAAAAAUCAGUCUUAGUUGUAUAAGACAGAAUUUGUAUAAAAAAUAUAUAUUUUUAUUAGUA